CUGUCAUUUAAAUUUACCAAGGAUAGCUAUAAUUAGAAGUGUCGAGGUUUUAUAACUUCGGUAUUUAAAGGUGAACCGUAACGUGGUCAUCGAAGAUCCAAAAACGACAUUCCUUGUGUAAAAUUAAUAUUCUGGAAGAUUAAAAAUUUUAUGCUGGUUUUCUGGAUUUAUAUUAGAUCAAUUUUGACUGGUGAGAGCGAUAAAAGUAAUGGCGACAACAACUUAUUCACGGCGUUUACUAAAGUUGAAACUGACUCGUCAGAUGAGGCAGACAAGAGAAAGCAUGACGGCGGCCAAUGCCUCGAUACCACUGGACGUUCUGUUUGAAUCUCAGGCCCCUCCCGACACCAAAACUACGGGGCCAAAACCAUUCAGUGAACUCCCGGGCCCCAAAUCUUAUCCACUUAUUGGCGGAAUUCGUCAUUAUUUUCCUGGAGGGCGCUUUUACAAGAAGCAGUUCAUGGAAAUGCAUAAAGAGUGCACUGAGGAGUAUGGAAAUAUUUACAGGGAAACAGUACUUCCAGGACUUGAAAUGGUACACAUAAGUGAUCCGAAAGACUUUGAAGAGGUUUUCCGAAGUGAUGCAAAGCAUCCAAUACGCCAAGCUUUCUUCAUGCUUGCACAUUAUAAUAAAAAAUACAACCAUAAUGUUCAAGGACUUUUAACCAGUCAAGGAGAUGACUGGAGUGUAAUAAGGAAAAAAGUACAACAAAAGAUGCUCCGACCAAGAGCGGUGGCCUCUUACCUUCCAGAGCACUCUAUAGUGGCAGACGAACUCUGGGAUCACGUGAUAUCGUUACGCAAUCAUGAAAAGGAAGUGACGGAUUUGCGACCGGAACUUGACAAAUAUGCAGCAGAAUGCGUCGGUGUCGUGUGUUUUAAUAAGCGUCUCGGUGCCUUCAAAGACCUCUCUCCAGAAAGUGACGCCCAAAAGUUCAUACAGGCUGUAGGUGUUGUAAUGGACAUUAGUCAAAAAGAGUUUAAACAGUUUCCAUGGUAUCGACUCUUUAAGACACCCUCUUUCAACAAGCUAAUUGAAGCUCAGAGUUUCAUUCGAGACAUUGCUGUAAAGUAUUCUAGAGAGGCUUUGACUAAGAUCGGGGAUAAUGCCUCAUUUGAUGGGGAACAUGGAGACUUAAUCCCCUAUUUACUGUCCAAAACCUCGUUGUCUGAGAGAGAGGUCCUGACCGUCAUCUGCGAAUUCAUUUUUGCGGGGGUGGAUACAACAAGUCAUCAUUUGUCCUUCGUCAUGUAUCUAUUGGGAAGGCAUCCAGAAAUUCAGGAAAGGCUGUACCAGGAAAUUAAGACCACUGUUGGUGACAGCGAAGAAAUAACAGAUUCACAUAUUGGAAAAAUGUCAUACCUGAAAGCUGUGACGAGGGAAACGCACAGAAUUUUACCGGUCGCCCCCGGAAAUAUCCGAACUUCCACGAAGGAAAUCGUUCUGUCUGGAUACAGAAUCCCAGCUGGGGUACAAAUUGCCAUGCACCACGACUGGGUUUGCACACAAGACGAGCACUUUGAGGAUGCCCAACAGUUCCUGCCAGAAAGAUGGCUGAGAUCUAACAAGACCAAGACUGAUGCGCAUCCCUUUGCCUCGGUUCCGUUCGGGUUUGGCCCUCGGGCGUGCAUUGGUAGAAGAUUUGCUGAGCAGGAGAGUCACGUCGCACUGAUCAAGCUGUUGAGAAAUUACCACUUGGAAUAUACAGGCGAGGAACUGCAGAAAGAUUGCAACAUAACGUACACGCCCAUGAACAAUAUGACUUUCCGGUUCCACGAGCGAUGAAGUCAUGUGACGCGUCAUAACACCUACUCUUCCCUAUGAGGUCCAUAUAGUACACAUAAAUGCUCCAUAUGGCAGGAAACAGAAACAUCUUAUCGAACACCAAAGAGAGGGGGUAUAAACUAAAAUAUGGCUGGAGUGCGUACCAAAGUGCCCAUGAAUGAACAAAAGCGAUUUAACAAGAAACAUGACGAACAAUAUGUUAUAACACUAUAAAUAUAUAUACAUGUACAUGUGUGUAAA
Molecule: messenger RNA, 2026 nt
Organism: Saccostrea echinata
Lineage: Eukaryota; Metazoa; Mollusca; Bivalvia; Ostreida; Ostreidae
Product: probable cytochrome P450 CYP44
Exons: 10
Coding region: 209-1786 (525 amino acids)
Molecular function (GO): heme binding; iron ion binding; monooxygenase activity
Source: RefSeq, a predicted model, not a curated record